GUUACACAUUUUCACUAUCGCCGUGAGGGGAAAAGAAUUUUUCAAGGUUUUGGCGCAAAGACCUUGCUUGCAUAGUAGACAUGACUAGUCAGCCCGUACUCGGAGACACGCAGGAGAGGGGUUCGAGGGACAAUAAUGAAUUUUUCAAGGUAAAAUAAAUGCUUAACAACAUUUUUUAUGUCAACACAUGCUGCUCAAGCUGUUAAAAACUUCCUAAGAUUAAACAAAACAAACACAAGGAGAUCUUGGAGCAUUUCUAGGUCUUUCUACCUACGAAUAUAACAUUACUUUGCACUAUAAUAAAACGCAAGCAUGCACUGUUUUCCGAAAUAUUUCAUUGACAAAAUUUGGAUUCUCGCCUAGGGUUAUCAAACCUAUCAGCAUUAACCUUAAUAGUGUUGGGAAGAUUGAAAACACUGUUAGCCUUCACGAUCCUCUUCCCUACCCCUCAUUUCAGGUACGGUGUUGUAAUAAAGCCCGACCGCCGGGACAAUCCCUGUAAGCACAUACAUUUGGACUAUAACUAUGAUAGUUAUGGAACCCAAAGUAAAGUCGAAAAGCUGAAGAACUAUUGUAGUUCUGGUUAUUUGUAUAACCUUCCCAGCCAAUGAAUUUUAUGUGCUUGGGGCGAUUGCUGCUUGUAGUGGCACAGAACAGAAUCUGACACCAAUUUAGUACCCUUUGUGUUACUGAUUCAGAUUGCGAGCGCUUUUGACGCAAGCAGAAAAAAAAAAUACCGUGUGACCCAAGAGGAUCUGUUCUCAGGGUUGAAACUGUUGCUGCAUUAAAACCGAAACAUCUCUUAAUUAACCUAUAAAUGUCAUUUCUUAACGUUAAUUAGCGCGCUGGUUUUUAUUAAGAUUACAAAUACUUGACCCUUAUACUCCUUCAGUUUUCUAAUUACAAUUUAUAAAUGUAAAUAAGUUUUUUUUUUUCACGGAAGUCGUUGUGGUAGUUUUCAUUCAGCGUGAUCAGUUUCACUUUUUUUCUCGCUAAGAGCAGUUACGACAGCUGAUUAAGAUACAUUAUCCUUUCAGACAAUCCCUAAGACCCCCGGGGGUACUUCAACAAAGUUUUAUCUGGGGAGACUCCGCCCGAGAUCCAAUCCGAUACUCUUUUAUACACUAGUAAUAGUUGACACUACAGCUGCCCCCGCUCUUUAUAUAGUAUUCUUGCUCCUUGUGUAGCUCUUUGAAAUAUACCGAUUCAUAAUGAAGAUGUUCACACAUAUUUCAUACAAUAGGUGAGAUAAAUACAUGAAAUAAACGUAAGGUUCCAUGCACAGUUUCGGUUCGAUUUACAGAGCUUUGAUAAAAACAUUCUCAGUUUGGAGAAUAGUUUAUUCUAAACCAUAAGAAAAGAUUUAAUUAGAAGUUGAAUUUUUCGCUAUUUCUAUUUCACUUUUUACAUUUAGUUCAUUUCAUUUGCCGAAAAGUAAGCCCGGCUUAGAAAUUAAAACGACGUUUGAUCAAUUCACGUUCGCGCAUUCUAGUCUUAUUUUAAACUUUAUAGCGGAAGGACAUCUGUGAGCAGGGAAUAAGUCACAGGGGCACCCAACGAGGAUAUAGUUCAAAACCACUUAACAUAGCAUUGUUGAACGUAUUUUAGCAUUUAAACGGUAGAUAUAGGCAUAUUUUUAUCCCCUAAAAACUUUUCAUCUGUUCGGAUUUCCUAGCUGAAAGUCUAGUGAUCGAAAAUUACAGGGAUCAAAACUUACCUUUUCGAAAAUUUCAGCCAGGAAAAGGCUCCCGAAAAUUCUAGGUGGCCUUUUUUAGGGUAAAUAUCCGUUUAAAAUGGGUAAUUAUACCAUUUUGUAGAUGUUCGAAAAUCCUAGGAGAGGCAGGCAAGCAAGAAAUUUUACAACAAAUGUUCCGAAAAUUCUAGUUCUCAAAUCGUCUUCCGAACAGAUAUUUUCCCGAAAAUUGCCUUUGGGUGCCCCUGAAGUCAGCACAGAAUUUGAUGGUCGGCUAAUUUCUGUAAUCGUCCGUCCUUCUGCUAGUGAUAAGCUAGCCGUUGCAUCAUUCACUUGUCUUGCUUGUUCUGGGCUGAGUCUUAUUCCGGUCAAAGAGAGAGAAAGAGUGUCUGGCAAGGUUCAGCCGAAGGUUUCCAAUCAAAGAUUUGUGAACUCGUGUCUGGCAAACUCGCUUAGUGUUAAAAUAUACACUGUUCUACGAACCUUAUAACUUCAUCUGCGCUUAACGAGUGUCUUUUGGUCCAUAACUUUCAUAACAACUGCUCCACAGAAUAACACUGAUAACACGUAACGCAAAAGAGUAUCGAAGUAUGACUGCACAAUUAAUGUUACAAAAUCUACCUAUUGUAAGGGGUCCCUUUGGGAUUUUUUGUGUUUUGCGUCAUCCUAACCAUUUCGUACUUGCGGGCGCAAACAAUAGAAACGUCACCAUUACCCACAGAUUCCUCGCGGGCCCUGUUCAAGCAAAUCGAGAUUUUUUCUAUAUUGAAUGUAUGACGGUAUAUUUCAACUGUAAGUACUUUCCUUAUAUAGGCGCGAGUUACUAGAGUGCCUCCUCGGGAUUUCGCCUUCUGGGCGAAAUCCCUGCGUUCGGGGGCAAUUAAACGGAUUUUGACAGAAAAGAAACCACUUUCGUAUAUCAUGAAUACGCCUUUCAAACACCUCGUUUAGAACUUUGUAUCCCUUUACAUCACUGUCUUUAAUGUAGACCAGAACGUCCAGAACUUUUUUCAGACUUUUUCACAGUUAAAUGCAUCUGUUAGCACAAUUGGACCUUUUUACAGACCGAAAUGACAGAUUUCCCUGCGCUUUCAUACAGUUGAAGGAGUGAAAUUCCUACACUUUGAUAUACCUGAAGCCUGAAAAGGGUACCCCUUUUCGGGUGAAGCCAACCUGUUGGGGGGCCAUCAUAGGAGGUACCCCCCGACUCUAAGACAGUUCUUUGUAGCAGCAUUGACUCCAAUAAUCUCUCCUCGUUAUAAAGUUUACCCAACGCCAUCCGUUUCAAUCUUUUUCAGCUUUACUCGUCCCUUGCCCACUUUUGGCUUUGUUGUAGUUCUUUCCAUUUCCUUUUUACAGUUUCAUGAUCAAGCUGCCAUUCAAUAUCCUGUCAAUUCUAUGAUGGUAAUUGUUGAGUGCUCAAUGGGACUAUAUCCUCAAUUGGCAUGACCCAGAUGAAAGUGAAAUAACGGUAACUUAGCUCACUUUUAAGUCGAUUCAGAUAACCUGAAAAGGUCGUUUUCGAGAGUUAAAGCAAAUUAAUCAGUACAAAACUUCAAAUUGCUUUGCGUGUUGAGUCUGAUCUGUCUGAGCUAUUUAAAUAUGUUUCUGUUCACUUAAUUACUCCCAUUAGCUUGGGAAACCUUUAGACAGGCCACAAGAAAAGUGAAAGCGUUAAAUAGCACAUGGCUGGGCACGGGACAAUAUGUCGCUUUUGGUUUUGGAUUGUAACAACAUUAAAAUUUCCUUGAGCCCCCAGGCCCAUGUAUAAGUCGCAGUUCUUUUGUAUUAGGGCUUAGCUCCAUUGUUAAUGUUUCCUGCUGAAAAUCUCUUUUAUAAGGCUUCAUCGACCUUUGAGUCAAGACGUUUUUUGCCUGAGUUAGACAUGAAGAGUCAACCAACACAGGAAGAUUUUCAGGAUGACAGGGAUCCACGGGGCAACAAUGACUAUAUUCAGGUAAGACAAAAUACUUAAGGAAUUUUUGUUUCGGUGAAUAAGUUAUGAUGUCGUCCUAGCUGUUAUACUACUACAUGAGAAAUUUCUGCAAUUUGCUUGGCUUAGAGCUGUGGUAUUUCAGCCUAAUUUGAAAUAACUACAUGUGGAAAUUACAAAAUCUUUGUGGUUAGUAGUAUAAACAAAUAAUAGCAUGAUUUGUACGUGAUAUUUGGUAUAAAUACCAUUCGUGAUAUUUCAAACUUGUCUCAAAUUUCACUCGCCUAACUGCUCGUGAAAUUAGGUAUAACAAUUUCGAAAUAUCGCUCGUGGUAUUUAUGCCAAAUAUCACUACAAAUCAUGCUAUUACCUAUACUAAUGGUGUGCGCUGAAAUAAAACACACGCACCGUGUUCCUACUACGGGUUCUCAAAAUAUCGAUUCCUUGUUUACUGUGGAAGAGACUUUUUGCCAAAGCGCAGUCGGCCUGUUAUGGCUGAAGCAUUCUUGUUUUCUCUAAAAAAGUUCAAGCUGUCAAUGAAUCACCUAGCGCUGGAGAUACCACAAAAAUACUUUGCUUUCUACACGUAUUAUGAGGGCGAGAGUAGAGGAUGUUUAUCAGAAACCUAUAUUCUCACUUUUGCUGCCCGCUGAAAGUGGGUAUACGUAAACAUUCAAUCAGCUAAGAAAGGCAGUUUCAUUUAAUAAUAAGUAUUUGCUUCUGAAAACGUGGGUGAACUCAAACUUACGAAAGUACCGAAAGUAAUAAAAUAUAUACUCCACGUGCUCUUUUUGUUUAAGAAAUACUGAAUUUGCAUUUGAUAAAAACGAAGAGGUCGAAAUACAAGUAGCCUACUCAUUACAUUUUCGAGAUUUUUCAAUAAAAAAGUGUAAUUGGACAGCUUGAUUAUAUAGCUUAUAUAAUAUAGCUUGAUUGAGCAUGGGUAGUGUUAAUUUUCUGAUUGGUUGAAGUAAAUUUUUAGCCAACCAGAAGCACUAAGGUCCUGUUCAGACGCGAACUUUUCAUGAGCCGAACUUAAUUCGCCGAAUAGGCCACUUGCACUUGGUCACAUAACCAUGCUUCCUUUAAACAAUGAGUUGAAAUCUUGCCAAAACUUGACUGAGCACAUAAAAAUUAUCUUACACCCGAAAUUUGAGAGGAAACGCAAGUAAGGGAGACAUUUUAUUGCACUUUGAUUUUUCAACAAAGUAGUAUGAUUUGUAUUAGCCACCAUGUUAGAGGGCAUACUCUUGCCCUCCAACAGGGCGGCAAAAACUACCUUUUGCUUGUAUCGUGUAAGACGUUUGAUAGUUACGCUCAGAAGUGCUGUAAAUGUUACCACAUCAUCUUUUCAACAUUUUCCUUAAAGUUUAAGUGCAAAAUUUGUGUUCAGAAAGAGGCAAUUCAUAAUUUUGAAAAUCACAUUUUGGUCACGUGACCAGCUACAAACUUACUCAUUUUAAGAAAAUGGUGCGGGUUUGAAAAACCAAAUCACUAUUAUUUUGUUUAAGAUAUGACCCACUAAUCGUUUUUCGAAGGCAAAAUCAUAUGACUUUCAUUUUCAUAGAAAUGAUGUCACAUGACCUCUCAGUGAAAAUGGCCUAUUAAGGCCGACCCAAACUAUUUAGACCACCUCAACUGAUUCAGACCCCGAUCUUAUUUCCGGUCGAACUAAAUUCAAAAGGAGAAAAACACUCAAUUUGGUGAAACUGCUUGCAAAAUACGUUAUUAUAAUUUAUGCAUUAGGUUCGGUACAUGAAAAAGUUCGGCGUUCCACAAUCGAAAUUCCCGGCGUGUCGUUGCAAAAUGUGGUGUCUGGUGAUGUCCACCAGCCAUGAGUGAGCUUAAUGCACAAAUCUCUAGUAACAACGGUGUCGCUAAUUGUCCUGCACACCAUCGCCUGAUCAAGCCGAUAACCAGCAACCAAGGAUCACGUUCAAUAAGAAAGUGACCAUCGUGAGACGAACAGUUAGCAACUUAUCUUAUAAAUUUAUAAUGGAGAAUGUGUUUGUGGACCGGUCGCAGUUUAGUUAGAAAAAAUUGGGACACCCCAGCGGGUGAAUCCCCGUCAAAAGCCAGACUUCAUAAAGGGCAGGAAAUCCUAAAAGAAGGGACGUACAUUUUCUAAUUAAAAGUAAACGUGCAUUGCUAUUGCUUUCGUUCGUAUAGAGAUCCCUUUUACCUUAGUAAAAGAAAUUACAGGUAAAUUCUGUUUUCUUAUUUGUAGGUUGCCUAUUCAGAUGUGAUAUGCGAGCCCCCUGCAGCACAUAGUCCUCAGUGUUCGUACCAGUUCACUAAAGCCGUUUAUGCCAAUACCUCUAAUUUGACGUAUACCAUUUUGACGCUGCUGUUUGGCGGGCCGUUAUCGUUUAUCUAUGGUUUGUCGUGUGGAGUGAUAAGCUUCUUUCUUAUUUGGCUUCUAACACCAUUUGUUCGUCUUUGGUUCAUUUCAUUCGGGCUGGCGGGAAAACUCUGGUUGUCUAUUGUGAAGAGCUUCUACAAUCCGUUGUUCGAGUCAUUUGGAAGAUUUUUCUCCAACGUCAAUGUUACCUUUCGCAGUGGUACUAUUCAAAACGUGUGACUUGGACACUUCUUGUUUCUUGUUAUUUCUUGAGAUGCAGUUAAAUUUUACCAUUCAUGAUUUUGUUUUGUAGCUGCCAUUUUUCUUUUCAGCUCAAUUUGUACUGCACCAGUUUCACUUAAGUUGGCUCGACUGGAUUUUUCAGGGACUAUGUUUUCCAUGUUUGCACAUAAACUACGUCGUAGUUAACAAUAUUACUGGGAGCUUAAGCAAAGUUGUUUUUUGAGCGACGCACUUCCACCGGAAGUAAGGCUUUUUCCCUAUUUAUUUGCCUUGAAGCAACUAAAUUUGUAUUGCUAAGUGUCUUCACUCUUUAAGAGACGAUUUACCCGAGAAUUGGGGCAAAAUCACUGGCCAAGAAUGCAAAACUUCCACUUCCGGUUGACGUACGAAGCUCUCUAAUGAUAUCAAAAAACAGUCACUACUGACGUAAUCAUAUUCAAAGAUGGGAAGCAUAGAUUCUGAAAGAUUCCUUCCAAGCAGCCAAAAAACAAAGAUAAAAACACAUGUAUAGCAAUAUAGAUAUGGUAACUAAACAAUAAAUGCUCAAUAUAUAUUGAGCAUUUUUUCACCUUCUUCACGAGCUAUUGGGAAAGAAUUUCAAUACACUACAAUUAAUCUGAUUUCAAUAAAGUACAAAAUUUCAUCUUUAUAUAUCCAUGAAGUGUAGGG
Porites lobata is the source of this 6879-nucleotide messenger RNA. NCBI's taxonomy places the organism in Eukaryota, Metazoa, Cnidaria, Anthozoa, Scleractinia, Poritidae. The record is from the annotation of a GenBank genome assembly.